CAACCUCUAAUAUAGGCGCCAGCACCGCUUUCAGGUGAAGUACUGCACAUUCUUCUGCUUCUCGGAGCAUCUCAAGCAUGACCAAAACCCAUCGAAAGGCAGCUACAAGCUCAGUGGAUGCAUUCGAUAGACACUACGUUGCUAUAUGGGGUGAAGAAAGAUGGCAGAAAUCACUGCGGCCAGCGCUAGAGCAGCCGACCAGAUAUGCUUGCCUCCUGAACCGAUAUGUGCCCUUGGAAGCCUCAAAAGAGAAGCUCAGCCAUCCUAGCACUGAAGAAGUCCCCCUUCAUCUCCCGAAAGCGAGCGAUAGAGAAGCAACAAAUGUUCUGCUCCCAAAUCUUGUAGCUCGCUAUGCUAAGUCUGCAGACGGUCCAAGUUCUGUGCCAUCCAGCGAGCCAUUUCCAGCACCAAUACCGGUGGCAGGUCAGUUGUAUUCGCAUUGGAAUCUCGAUGCUGCAUCUUCCCUGGUAGCGCAUCUCUUGGACGUUCAGCAGGGUGAGAAUGUCCUCGAUCUAUGCGCAGCCCCUGGAGGCAAGUCUGUCAGCUUGGCACAGAACAUCUGGGCACACUACCACGCCGACGAUUCCGAUGCAAAGUCCAAAGCUUUGCAGGAGAAGCGCCUGCAACUAGGUACUCUCCACUCCAAUGAAGCCGACACUCCACGACAACGCCGGUUGGCAGAGAACCUGCGAGCAUAUCUGCCCAAGGCUCUCUUCGAUUCACAGAGAGUGGUGACUUUACGUGUAGACGGAACAAGUCCGAAGGCGCACUACGAGCUGGUCGUCAAGACAUCUGAUGGGACUGUGAAUUACGACAAGGUCUUGGUCGAUGCGCCUUGUUCGUCAGAACGGCACAUCAUUCACGCACAUGCCAAUGCCAGGCUGGGUGGUCGUGAGGCACCCGAGAUGGCGAAUUGGCGACCUGGGUCUUCUAAACGCCUGGCUGAGACACAGUUGAAGUUGCUGAUGACUGGCCUGCGGGUAGCAAAAGUCGGCGCCACGAUCAUGUAUGCCACAUGCUCGAUUGAGCCGACCGAGAACGAUGGGGUCAUCGAGAAGAUGCUGUCUCAAGUGGAAAAAGAGCGAAAGAAGGGCGUGAAGUGGUCUGUCAAGGUCGGCCUUCGCGCUGGCACUGGCGAUGAUGUGCUUGAAGCUGAGCUCGAAAAGAACUGGGCCGAAAGGACGAAGCACGGCUGGAUUGUGCUGCCCGAUCAUCCUGGCGGGGGCAAAUGGGGUCCGCUUUUCUUCGCUGUCUUGACCAAGGUCGUACAGUGAUGUCUUGGGCCAAGGACAGACGCUUCGGCUGAAUGAAGACAGAUAUCGGACGGAGAGCACUCCAUACUGCCUCUUCACUCUUGUGUCCAGCUGAGCAAAGAGGUGACUAUAAACUGGCUCCGGCACGAAAAAUGUGUUCACGAAAGACUGUAUAGGCCAUUGUUGCUCUCCUUGAGAUCCAUCAAUUACCGACAGCAGUGAUGCCGAAGAUGCUGUGGUCAAUACUGUCACUCAACGAUCUGUUCUUGCAAUCGAAGAAAUGCAUUCUGUGCACCAUCGCCAGGCAGCAUCGGCAUGUUUACCGAGAGAACCCCACGAGACAGGACAAGUGGUGUUCCGAUUUGCCGCCCAGGACAUACACUGUGCAGCAUGAGUCGCGCCACAUCCAAUCGCAGGCGCCUCUCUUCCACUCCUCCAUCACGUGGAUACACAGCUGAAGGAUUGUGGCUCCCU
Molecule: messenger RNA, 1727 nt
Organism: Sphaerulina musiva SO2202
Lineage: Eukaryota; Fungi; Ascomycota; Dothideomycetes; Mycosphaerellales; Mycosphaerellaceae
Product: S-adenosyl-L-methionine-dependent methyltransferase
Exons: 1
Coding region: 78-1274 (398 amino acids)
Biological process (GO): rRNA methylation
Cellular component (GO): mitochondrial large ribosomal subunit
Molecular function (GO): methyltransferase activity
Source: RefSeq, a predicted model, not a curated record